Paramecium tetraurelia is the source of this 2850-nucleotide messenger RNA. RefSeq lists its product as uncharacterized. The transcript has 7 exons. The record is from RefSeq and is a predicted model, not a curated record. Lineage: Eukaryota; Ciliophora; Oligohymenophorea; Peniculida; Parameciidae.
AUGAACCAUUCUAUUGAUUAUUAUAAUAAGUAGUAACAAAAGUUAUAUGAAUACAUGGUUAAUUUAACAUAAAAUGUCACAGGCAUUGAAAAGAUAGUAAGUCUAAUUGAAUAAUUAAAGCUUUCAGAUUUAGUGAGAUGCUUGUAUGCCUUUAGUUAGGAAAUUAAAAUCGUUGGAGAGAAACUUCAUACUCAAAUUAGUAGUGGAGAUGAGCCAGAUAUUUUGGUGUGUUUAUAUUAAUAAGUGAGCAAUUACUUAUUAAGAUUGUCAAGGGAUUGGGAAUUAUCAUCUUAAAGGAUAAAAAGCGAAAUAACUGAGCCAUAUACACAAUUUGUAUUAAAUUUUAGAUCGACAAAUCGAAAUUUGAAUGCUGAAUCAAAAAAGCUAGUGACUGAAAUAUGGGAAACCAGGAAGGAGAUGUGUAAAACCUAAGAUGAAUAUUGGAAGAUAAUGAAAUAAUUCGAAUAAAAAAGUUAGUAAACACAAGAGAUGGUAGAUUUAAUAGAGAAAGGGAGUGCAACAAGAGAAGAUUUUCAGAAAUAGUUCACAAGUUCUUUGAAAUUGUAAGAAUUAGCUGUUGAAUCAGAAAAGGAUUAUAAAAACCUAUUAACAAUUACUAAUGAGAAGUGGAAGUAAUUUCAUGAAGAAUGGGAUAAGAUCUUUGCAAAUGUAGGAUUGAAUGAAUAGAGUAGAAUAAUGUUUACAAAAUAAACUGUUGGUUCAUUAUUAAAUAUUUUACCCUCUGAUGAAUACUCAAGUUAAAUCGAAGAGAAGAUAACAGAUAUGGAAGUUAAACUGAAAGAGGAUCCAAAAGUACCUAUUCGCAAAUUGAUAGAAAAAAAGAUGGAAAAUAAAGAUAUAUUUAAAUUUUAAUUCGAAGAAUUUAUAAGUUAUGACUAGUAGAAAAAGAUGAGUAUUAAUCAAGAACAAAACAAUACUAUUUAACAGAUCCAUCAUUAAUGGCAAAUAGUAGGAGACAGAAUCUUAGAGGAUGAGAAGAAGAUUAUAGAUAAAUAUCUGGGUACAUUGUUCACAAUUGAUAUCUCUGAUAAAAGUGAGUUACUCAUAAAAGUUAAGCAAAUUUUGUAGAAAUAAGCAGGCAGAAACUAUUUUAAUAAUUAAUUGAAUUAUCUACAUUCAAAAUCAAUUGAAGAGAAAUAAGCAUCAUUUUAUUUGGCAUUGUCAAACGAGUAAUUUUAGGAAUUAAAUCAGUUGAUAAGAUUUUGGUUAAAUUACGUUGAAUUGAAUGAUCUUUAUGAAUCUGAAGACAUCUAUGAUUUAUUGCUAAAAUCGAUAAGGAUAGUACGCAAAGAUGGAAGGGAUAGAAUUAACCUUGCAUCACAAUUAUCAGAUAUAACACUCUGGAGGAAGAUAGAAAAAUGGAUAGAACUAUUUUAGUAUAUCAAUGCUAGGAAAGUGGAUGAAAAGCGGAAGUAAGUGGAGUUGUUGAACUAAUAAAACCAAAAUAAUAUAGUAUAGAAAGGAUUCAAAAUGAUAGGGUCUAUUUUUAAGAAUUUAGGGACUACUUAAUAAUCUCAAAAUGAACUUAAUGAAAGUGAAAUAUCCUAUAUGAUAAUGGAAGAAAUCAAUCUAUUUUUGACUUCGUUAAAAUUACCAUCGGAUUUAUCGACUGAAAUCAUAAUCUAAAUAGCAUUUUAGUAACCAAGUUUUGAUAAAGAGCAUAUCAAAAAGUUAUUGGAGAAACAAGAAGACCUUCAUAAUACUCAAUGGAAGAAAAUGUUUAAAUCAGGGAAAAGCAUGCUGACUCAUAAAUCUGAAAAGUAUGAUCGUAGAAAGAUGGAUGAGUAUGAAAAUAAGGUUGUUUAGGUUUUUGGUGCAACUAUGAAAUACUUGACACUUGAGGAUAACCCUUGGUAACUACUGUUGAUUAAUAGUUAAUUUAGUUUGCAUUUAAGACAUAAGAUAAAAAAGUUUUAUUUGGCUAAUGGAUAAAUCUUUUCUAGUGAGGCAACUCAUCAAUAAAGAUUAAAAUUGAUAUGGUAGGCAUUAAAAUUGAGAUCAUUGAAAAUUGAUUAUGUGGAAAUGAAAACUAAAGUCGGAUUAGAAAUGGAUAUUAAUCAAUUACAUGAAGAAACCAUUAAGUUAGAUGUUCAAAGAAGUCUGCAUCUUCAUAAAGAGAAGAUCAAUUCCUCUGUACUCUAAAGCUUAUUGAGAAUUUAUGCGUUCUAUAAUUAGGAAGUUGGAUAUUGUCAAGGCAUGAAUUAUAUAGCAGGCUAUUUAUAUUUGACCUUCUAAGAUCAAGUAACAGCAUACAAGGCCUUUGAUAGGAUGAUGAAUCUUUAUUUUAAAGAUCUGUAUAUCAAUGAUUUCUCCAAACUAAAAAUUGGGUUUUAUUAAUUCGAUCGAUUACUAUAAGUCUUUUUGCCUGAGUUGUCAUAGCAUUUAAAAGAUUAGAAGAUAGAUCCAUCAUAUUAUGUAGCCUCUUGGUUCAUAACAUUGUAUUCCAAUGUUUUUCAGUUUAGUCAACGAUCAGCACUUUUAAAUAUUAUAUGGGAUAUCUUUUUGGCAGAAGAAUGGAAAGGGUUUUUCAAGGUUACCUUUUAUCUGCUUUGGCUAUUGUAGUAAAAAAUAUUAGACUUAGAAUUCGAUGACAUUCUGCAUUACCUAGGACAACUGAUAAAAAGUGAAUUCUUUACGAUAGAUAAUGAAAUAGAAUUGAUUAAGCUCGUUUAAAAUUAUGACAAGACUGUCAAAGAGAAUGAAUCAAUUAAGACAACCAUUUUAUAGAAGUUCAGAGUUACUAAUAGAAUGUUAAGAAGCUUGGAUUCGGAAUAUCAUAGUUUUCAAAUGAAAUUGAAUAAAAAGUUGAAUUUAUGUUUGAAGAAAUGA